Wyeomyia smithii (pitcher-plant mosquito) is the source of this 927-nucleotide messenger RNA. RefSeq lists its product as uncharacterized. NCBI's taxonomy places the organism in Eukaryota, Metazoa, Arthropoda, Insecta, Diptera, Culicidae. The record is from RefSeq and is a predicted model, not a curated record. The transcript has a single exon. The coding region runs from base 1 to 927 and encodes 308 amino acids.
AUGGCGGUUGCCGCACCACAAUUCGACGCCAAACUGGCCGCGUCAAUUUUAACACCUUACGACGGCGACAGUGAAAAGCUAUCAGCCUUCGUAGACGGAAUUAAAUUUUUAAAGACGGUGAUAGCAGAGGAACACCAUCGAACUUUGAAAUUAUUUUUAAUGACAAGGAUCUCGGGGAAAGCGCGAGAUGCCUUGCCAAACGAUAACGUCGAUAGGAUAAUAGACCAAAUUAUUGAACUGAUAAAAAGUUCAUGCGAGAGUAAAGUCACAUCUGAACAACUGAUCGCGAAAAUAAAUGCUAUUAAGCAUGGCAGUUCGAAAGAACAAUACUGCAGAGAAGUGGAGAAUCUCUGCGAUAAAUUAACAAAUACCUACGUCAGGGAAUAUAUACCACAUGAAACAGCUAAAAAAUUGGCCACUAAGGCAGGAGUGGAUAAGCUGAUAAAACUCGCGCCUACCAAUAACGAAAAAAUCGUUUUGCAAGCCGGUACGUUUAAGACCAUCGAGCAAGCUACGCAAAAAUUUAACGAGCUGCCCGAUGAUAGCGAAAUUGCCGAAAAACCAAAUCGGAUAUUCAACGUCUCCCACCAAAGAGACUAUUACCAAAAUCGAAGAGGAAACUGGAGAGGAGGAAAGAAUGAUAACCGAAAUAAUUUCUCUUCUCGAGGAUUCCAUUACAAUAAUCAACGCUUUAUGCGAUUUAACAAACAGCAAUCAUUCAACGGUAACUAUCGUGGCGCGCGAGGAAACACUCGCGGCCACUGGCACCACGAUCGACAAAUCAACAGAAUUUAUUUUGCUGACAAUCAGGAAAGCAAUCAAAAUGCUUCAGUCAAUGCAGCACAGUAUGCGCAAGACCUGGGGCAACAAGGAAUGUUUUCGCAAAGCCAAACUUUUUUAGGGGCAGUAGGGCAGUAUACACGAUAA